Hibiscus syriacus is the source of this 411-nucleotide messenger RNA. RefSeq names its product plasma membrane ATPase 4-like. Gene Ontology annotation, cellular component: plasma membrane. The transcript has 3 exons. Gene Ontology annotation, molecular function: P-type proton-exporting transporter activity. The coding region runs from base 1 to 411 and encodes 136 amino acids. Gene Ontology annotation, biological process: regulation of intracellular pH; proton transmembrane transport. NCBI's taxonomy places the organism in Eukaryota, Viridiplantae, Streptophyta, Magnoliopsida, Malvales, Malvaceae. The record is from RefSeq and is a predicted model, not a curated record.
AUGAAACUGCAAUUCUUCUCACCCAUCAAUUUCAUCGAGGAAAACAACAUUGGUAAAGCCGCGACCGGCCGAUUUGUCUCCCAAAACAAAGGUGACGAGGUUUUCUCAGGAUCUACCGACAAAAAAAGUGAGAUCGAGGUUGUUGUCCUUGACACCGGUGUUCAUACCUUCUUUUGUAUGGCUGCUCACCUUGCUGAUAACACCAGCAAUGCAUUGGCAGCCAUUGGUAACCUCUGUAUCUGCUCGAUUGUUGUCGGAAUGGUCAUUGAGAUCAUGGUAAUGUACCCGGUCCAACAGAGAUAUAGAGAUGGUAUUGACAAUCUUUUGGCGCUUCUCAUCGGAAGAAUCCUAAUUGGCAUGCCUAUUGUUUUGUCGGUAGCAAUGGUUAUCGGGUCUCACUGCUUGUCAUAA